This is a messenger RNA of Fusarium poae, 975 nucleotides long. RefSeq lists its product as uncharacterized. Lineage: Eukaryota; Fungi; Ascomycota; Sordariomycetes; Hypocreales; Nectriaceae. The coding region runs from base 1 to 975 and encodes 324 amino acids. The transcript is spliced from 2 exons. The record is from RefSeq and is a predicted model, not a curated record.
AUGAGCUUCCGGCCCCCGACAAUGUCCGAAGACUUUUCCGUUGACCUUGUUGUCAAAUACAACCGAGACCUGACCGAUCAGAUCAACAACUUAAUCGAGCCUGGGGAUGAGCAGAUCAAACAGAUAUUGGCUAACAUAUGUCACAACAUGGUGCGUUUUGCUGGUUAUCAGGGGCUAAAUAACCCUCUGGAGACUAUGAAACUUGGUGUUUGGUCGAGUUUUUUUACUCCUAUCAAGACUUUGAUGAACGUGCCGCAUCCGCAAAGGAACUUCGUCACUGCCCGCAUGGUCCUUUAUCUCGGAUCUUUGAUCCACCAAACGUUCGAUGACCAAGUGUAUCCCCACAAAAACAAGGCAAAAGGGGAGGAUAACGCUCUUUCCAACUUCUGCAUCAAUCUGGAUGAUGCACUGCUUAAACCUUUGAAGAAUAUAUGGAAAGACAGUAAAAACUCCGAAGAUUUCAAGUGGGCCUUUGCCGGUGACGAUAUUGUUUUGGAACCUUGCCAUACGGUCAUCAGUGCUCAUGAGCUCGAAGUCGCACUAGCUCUCUCACCCUCCGAGAGGUCCCGAUUGUCCGAAAAGCAUGGUGAAAGAUUCUAUUAUCAGGAGGAUGCCAUGGCCGAGCCUAAACUGUUCAAGGAUCCUAUGCCAAGAUGGGAUUGUGGCCAAUACAAUGCUGACCUCUUAUGGACUUCUGAUGGUUCUGACGGACCAAUUCGACUAGAAUUCUGGUAUGACAAGUCAGAAGAUCAUGACACGGUCUGGGAUAAGCAUAUCCCCUUGUUUCGCCGAUCCAAACAAUUUUGUCUCGAUGCACGUCAAAUUUGCGAGGAUGAGUUGGGUAAACAAGUGCGUAUCCAACUCAACGAAAUCAUGAAACAACACAAGGUGCCCCGGGAGCCUAUGGACCUUUUCCAUGUCCAAAAGGCCUUCGUUGUGCGAGCUGCCGGGACUUGUCAGGGUGGUCAUCGCUGA